Messenger RNA from Aspergillus aculeatinus CBS 121060, 1317 nucleotides. RefSeq lists its product as uncharacterized. The transcript is spliced from 3 exons. The coding region runs from base 1 to 1317 and encodes 438 amino acids. The record is from RefSeq and is a predicted model, not a curated record. Gene Ontology annotation, cellular component: membrane. NCBI's taxonomy places the organism in Eukaryota, Fungi, Ascomycota, Eurotiomycetes, Eurotiales, Aspergillaceae.
AUGCCCAUGAACCGCCCUGUCAUGCAUCGACCCGCUGACGGCCGCGCCCAACAACCGCUGCUCAAGGAUGAGCGUCGGGGACGGCUAUCGAAUGCCAGCCUGGGCAAUGGUGAUGCAGAAGGCAGGCCUAUGCUUCACCAUUCCCGGCGACCGACCAUCCGCGGCAGUAGUCCCGAGCACAGCGCGGAGCAGGCGACGCGCCAAAAAUACAUGAUUGCCUCGGGGUUCCUGCUUCUGAGCCUGGCGAGUUUCGUGGUUCAGACGGAGACCGCGGUAUACAUUCAGCACGAGCUGCACUGGGACAAGCCUUAUUGUAUGCUCUAUCUCACACAUGGUUCAUGGGCGCUGCUGUGGCCGUUCCAGCUCCUUAUUCUUCGCUUGCAGAAACGCAAACUGUCCUGGGCGGCGUUCUGGCGCCGGCAUGUCUAUAUCCUUCGCACGACGGCAAAAAUGGUGGAGACCCAGGAUGUACACCUCACCUCUCGUGAUUCUCAGCGAUCGCCUAUCCCGUAUAUGCUCCGAACAACGGCGUUUGUCACCACCGCUCUCACAAUCGCCGGAGGCUCCUGGUACGUUGCGGUCAACAUGACCACGCCGAGCGACCUGACCGCUAUCUACAACUGCUCCGCCUUCUUCGCGUAUGCCUUCUCGAUCCCCCUCCUCAAGGACAAACUGCGGGCCGACAAGAUCAUCGCGGUCGUGGUAGCCAUCGUCGGGGUGCUCGUGGUGGCAUACGGGGAUCGCGACGACGGCAAGAAAGGCAAAGCGCACGACGAAGCCGAAAACCGGUUGCUGGGCAAUAUCAUCAUCGGUAUCGGCAGUGUGCUGUACGGUCUGUACGAGGUCUUAUACAAGCGGUUCGCGUGUCCCCCGGAGGGCACCAGCGCCGGACGCAGCAUGAUCUUCGCGAACACGUUUGGCAGCCUCAUCGGAUGCUUCACGCUCCUUGUCCUGUGGAUCCCCUUGCCCUUUCUGCACGUCAUUGGUCUGGAAACCUUCCGCUGGCCGACCGGCGAAGCGGCCUGGAUGCUUCUGAUCUCCGUCCUCGCCAAUGCCACAUUUUCCGGCUCCUUCCUCGUCCUGAUCUCCCUGACCUCGCCCGUCCUCUCCUCCGUAGCCGCCUUGCUGACCAUCUUCCUCGUGGCGAUCGUCGACUGGCUGCGCACCGGUCAGCCCCUGUCGCUGGCCUCCAUCAUCGGCGGCGUCCUCAUCAUCGUGGCCUUCUUCCUCCUCAGCUGGAGCACCUACCGCGAGAUGAACGAAGAGCGCAAGAAGGUCCUCGCCAACGAGCAGACCGAGUCCGACUCCGAUGAAUAA